AAGCUUCAGAUGAUUCUCUUUCGUGUCAUGGUAUAACAUAUAUCCUCCUCACGAUCUAUUUGUAAAUUGCCCAACACGUUGCCGCGAAGCCGCGCAAUCAAUCAUCCGUUCCAUGCAAUUAAGCGCUGAGAGGCCAAAAUUUCGAGAUCCUAAUCCCUUUUGAAACGCGGUUAUAGCUCCCUGCAGCUCACUAUGCCCCUGUGAUUGGGCAUGUCCAUCAGCGGGGUUCAGCGGCUUCCGCCCGUAAGAUGCACUGUCAUUGGGCGUGUUGUUAAUCCUUGAGCUUGCAGAUCGUUCUUAAUUUAUCCGUCAGCCAUCCUCUUAUCAAGCUCUCCAUCGCUCUGGUUUCCCUGGUCUGGCAUCCAACAUUAUUUAUCCAGAAAAGUUCUGUCGGAAAUUCGUCCUUCUAGAAGUCGUGCGAUAUGAAGUUCUUUGCAGUCCCUCUCGUUGCGUUGAUCUAUAGCACAUACUGUGCAGCUGUCGAGAAUAUCCAAGAACGAAAUGUCGAGCACAACGAGAGAGCUAGCACCGGGACAUGCUCGAUAGGCAUCGCGAGGUGGUUCGGAAGCAUCAGUUGGGACGCAACAGUGUAUAACGUACCGCAAGCCAUCCGCCAAGAUGACAACAUCAUCGGGACCCUCACGAACGCCGAAAUGGACAAGGGACAAUCAAUAACGAUCCAAAGCCCGGCGAGUGCGAUCACGAUCACGAACGUUGACAAUGCGCCUGUGUUCGACUACGAUAGCUCAGAAUUGAAUGCUUCGAUUACGGAUCCGGCGACGGGGACGACGAAGGUUAAGCUGGACUUUGUGUUGCAGAGCGGAAAUGUUACUUGGACAACGGAUGACUGUUAUGCGGGGAGUGUGGUAUUCUCAGCCGGGUUGGAAAGCUGGAGCUGUGAUUUCCCUUGUUCGGUGGAGGCGCCGCAGGUUAAGGAGCUGUGAGGGUUCGAUAUGAUAGUGAGAGUUUGGAGUUUGGUUGGGUAUAUCAUGUUAGUUGCGUGAAUCUUUGUCUUGAGACCACAGAAUGUAUCGCGCUUGGUCUAUCUUUCGAUACCUUGAUAUUGUCACCUCUUUCUGUUGCAUAUUCUCUCAAAUUGCGGUAUGCAUUAAGACAAACUUCCAUUUGGUUCUGGCCCAUCUGAAGUCGGCGCCAGAGCAUCCUGCAACUUUGUGUACUUUAACCUAAUGUCAGAUAUUCGUGACGGUGCCUGCUAGCGAGUCCACUAGCGUGUAAUCGACCGCUGAUAGAAGAAC
Messenger RNA from Mollisia scopiformis, 1256 nucleotides. RefSeq lists its product as uncharacterized. The transcript has 2 exons. The record is from RefSeq and is a predicted model, not a curated record. Bases 423 to 944 code for a protein of 173 amino acids. NCBI's taxonomy places the organism in Eukaryota, Fungi, Ascomycota, Leotiomycetes, Helotiales, Mollisiaceae.